AAUUCCCCUCUCAAGUAUAACCCUAGCCCUUGCUGACCGUCUUCAUCUCUCUGUGACCAUUCUGAUACCGAAUAACCGAGCAAUUGACCUCUCUGGUAAUCUUUCGCGAGGUCAUUGCUGUAACCAUCGAAUGCGAUAUGGCAGGUGGUUCAGGUGUCGCCGAACCAGCUACUUUGUCCUGUGCCAGUUGCGGCAAGCCUGCCCAUCUUCAGUGUCCAAAAUGUGUACAAUUAAAGCUCCCUCGUGAAGCUGCUGCUUUCUGCACUCAGGAGUGUUUUAAGGCUUCUUGGAACUUUCAUAAACCCGUGCAUCUAAAAGCCAAGUCGUCCGAAUCUGGGACAGAUACUCCAGAUAAUGAAGGCUGGCUAUAUUGCUUGAAGAAAGGACAAACUCGAACAGCUAAGCUUCCCUAUUUUGAUUGGACUGGGGCACUGAGGCCGUAUCCUAUAUCUAGUAAGCGUAUCGUACCUGCUCACAUUGAUCUACCUGACUGGGCAGCUGAUGGGAUUCCAAAAGUUGAGCCCAAUAGUGAUCUGCAGCAUGUUGUCGAGAUCAAGACAGUGGAUCAAAUUGAGAGAAUGCGAGAAACUUGUCGAAUUGCGAGGGAGGUUUUGGAUGCAGCUGCUUCUGUAAUACGGCCUGGUAUCACAACGGAUGAAAUUGAUCAGGUGGUCCAUGAGGCUACUAUAGCUGCUGGUGGAUAUCCAUCUCCCCUAAAUUAUAAUUUUUUCCCCAAGUCUUGCUGCACGUCAGUCAAUGAAGUAAUUUGCCAUGGGAUUCCUGAUGCCAGGAAAUUAGAGGAUGGUGAUAUCGUCAAUGUUGAUGUGACUGUGUAUUACAAAGGCGUCCAUGGUGAUCUAAAUGAAACGUACUUUGUGGGAAAUGUUGAUGAAGAGUCUCAACGGCUAGUCAAAUCUACUUACGAGUGCUUGGAGAAAGCAAUUUCCAUUGUAAAACCUGGAAUGCGAUUUCGUGAAGUUGGUGAAGUCAUUAAUCGCCAUGCAACUAUGUCGGGGUUCUCUGUGGUGAAAUCAUAUUGUGGUCAUGGUAUUGGAGAGCUUUUUCAUUGUGCACCAAAUAUUCCCCAUUACGGAAGAAAUAAGGCAGUUGGUGUAAUGAAAGCUGGACAGACCUUUUCAAUUGAACCCAUGAUAAAUGCAGGGGUUUGGCGUGAUCGUAUGUGGCCCGAUGCAUGGACAGCUGUUACAUCAGAUGGAAAGCGCAGUGCACAGUUUGAGCACACACUUCUGGUGACAGAGACUGGAGUUGAAGUUCUUACAGCUCGGUUGCCUUCAUCACCCAAAGUGUUCCCUUGGUUAAAUGUUUAAUGACUGCGUACGUCUUGGUUUAUUGAAAGGGGAGAACAGACACAAGGAUGCCAUUCAUGGUAAUCAUACAUUAUAAACAGGAGAAGAUUAAACAUUUGAUAAUGUUAAUUUCCAUUGCCUCUUCUGCCGGGUCACGAUAACAUGUUUGUAAUUGGUUAAUGUAGUUAUUAAAGAUUGAGUUUUGGUUAAAGAGCGAGAGUUUGUUUUGGACGUUUUAGAAGAGUUGUAUGAAUCAUUCAUAAACUAUGGUCAUUGUAAUAGAAUCGGAUCAUGUAAGUCAUGAUGCCCAACAGCUACUGUGCUUUGAUAGAGUUUUGAAAACAAUGAACAUUUAAAUUUGAUUAGAGUUUUUGCAUGAAA
Molecule: messenger RNA, 1688 nt
Organism: Malus domestica (apple)
Lineage: Eukaryota; Viridiplantae; Streptophyta; Magnoliopsida; Rosales; Rosaceae
Product: methionine aminopeptidase 1A
Biological process (GO): proteolysis
Cellular component (GO): cytosol
Molecular function (GO): metalloaminopeptidase activity
Source: RefSeq, a predicted model, not a curated record